Physella acuta is the source of this 3599-nucleotide messenger RNA. RefSeq names its product TBC1 domain family member 31. Lineage: Eukaryota; Metazoa; Mollusca; Gastropoda; Physidae. The record is from RefSeq and is a predicted model, not a curated record. Gene Ontology annotation, biological process: cilium assembly. Gene Ontology annotation, cellular component: ciliary basal body. Gene Ontology annotation, molecular function: protein binding.
CACAGAAAUUAUUUUAGUGCAGUUCUCAGAACAACAUUAAUGAUAGAAAAAUCAGAUAAUGGAAACAGAAAUCUGUGAUAAAGACUUUGGUAAAAUUUGGCACAGAAAACCUAAUCCAACUAAAGAUGAUGGGCUUAUUGUCAAAGUUAAACACAGUACUGCUGGAGCUUUUUCUGGUCCUUCCAGAAAUAUUCCAUUUUUAAAAGCUAGUUUUGAUACUGCAAAUGAGAGGUUUAUUGCUGGAGAUAGUCAAGGAAAUAUCUAUUUGUUUGAUCUGACAAAGAAUAGGUUUACACUGGUUCAAAAGACUGGUCAGCCUUGUACAGCUCUAGCAUUUGGACUUCAUCGCAAGUCUGAGUUUCUUGUAGCUCUUGGUGAUUAUUCGCUAAGGUGUUUUGAUGCAGAUAAAAAAGAACUAGUGGCUUUGAUGAAAGGUCAUGAAUCUGCCAUUCAUUCAAUUUCUGUCCAUAUGUCUGGUCACCAUGCUUUGACCACGUCAUCUGAAACUACCCUCUUGUGGGAUCUGGAUACUUUCCAGAGAAAACGCAAACUAAAUAUCAAAGAGGAUGUUGGUUUGUUGCAGGCCUUCUUCCUGCCCAAUAGCAACACUAUAAUGACAUGUUUUCAUGAUGACACAAUCUUUGCUUGGGACCUGGACACUAUGGCCUUUAAGUACCAGCUCCCCAUUCCUAUUGGUGACAGCCCACACUACAGAGGCUUCACUGCUUCACGUGAUGCCAGAUAUUUGAUAGCUGGGGGAAAAUCAAGAUUUCUUCAUCUCUGGUCAUUAGACUCACACAGGUUGAUUAGAGUCAUUGAAAUGCCAAGUAAAGUCAUUUCUAUCAAACUAAUGGAAUUUCUGCAAGAUAAUUAUCAGAAUGGUGUAAAUCAAAUCUUGGGUGUGCUCUCACAAGAUGGGAUCAUGAGGUUCAUCAACACAGACUCCUGCAAGUUGUUGUUUGACAUUGGGUCCUCAGAUUGUAGGAUAAGAUUUGCAACAGCUGGGCCAGGAGGCCGCCACAUUGUAGCAGUGACAGAAGACGGGAACUUGAAUUUGUACAACACCUCCACUCUAGCCACAGAUUUAAAUAAGCCCCCACCAGCCUUGAUGAAAGUGGUCACAGACUGUAACAAGUUGUCAGACACUAUGUCCACUGAGAGCAGCAUGAGAAGGUCCAAGCCACAUUUAGAAACAUCAAAAACAAAGCUGAGAAUGAAUGGGGUCAGGGGUGAAUCUGAUGCUAAUAAUAAUAAAGAUACUAGUUCUGAUCUUGGAGGGCUUAACAAACAAAAAUUGCUGACCAUUCUAAAAGGUUAUGGGGAAUAUCCAGCUAAAUAUAGAAUGUUUAUAUGGCGAAAAAUCUUAGAAUUGCCAGAGAAUUUUUCAGCAUAUGCUGCACUGAUAGAUAAAGGAGCACACCCUUCCUAUUCUAGGCUUCAUGAGUUAUAUCCAAUAAAAAGUAGAAAGCUUCUCAGAAUUCUGCAGAGAAUCCUGUCAGCCAUGGCACACUGGUCACCAAUAUUUGGAGAGACACAAUUUUUACCAACGUUUGCGUUUCCUUUUGUCAAAAUGUUUCAGAAUAACCAUUUAAUUUGCUUUGAAAUGGUUGCAACCAUUUUAGUUAACUGGGGACAGCAUUGGUUUGAGUACUUCCCCAAUCCACCAAUCAAUAUUUUGGGAAUGAUAGAAAAUAUUUUGGCUCAUCAUGACACACACUUACUACAGCAUUUUGUAAAAACUGGAAUUACAUCACAGAUCUAUGCCUGGCCGCUGCUAGAGUCCGUGUUCUCUGAGGUUUUAACACAAGACGAGUGGUUGAUGCUGUGGGACAACAUUCUGAGCAACCAUCCGUCUUUCCUCCUCAUGACUGUUGUAGCAUACACUAUCUGUGCCCGUGGCCCUCUGAUGAAGUGCACAGAGAUGGAUGAUUUUAAGUUUUUCUACCAUCACCGAAAUGCCAUGAGCAUCAAACAAAUUAUUAAAGAAGCCUAUAGGCUGAUGGAAUCAACACCAGAUGAUGUACACCCACAAAAUAUAUUGGAGGAUUAUGUCCCAUUGACAAAGGGAAAUUACCCUGUUUUCAACAAGUAUCCAACAUUCAUUGUAGAUUAUCAGGUCCAAGAAAGAGAACGUAUACGUCAGGAAGAGCUAGAGUUCAUGAGACAAAAGUUUUUGACCCUGGAUGUUGAGAAGGAAACAGUGCAGAAGCAGCAAGAAGAACAACAGUGGUACAGACAGCAGCAGCUGCUGUUGGAGGCGGAGGAGAAAAGAAGGAGAAUGAUUCAGGAGGAAGAGGCCAAACUUGCGGAACAGAGAAAACGUUUGCUGGCAUUAAAUCGGGAGGUCAAGUUGAAAGAAUUGGCCCUGUUAGAAGCUGGAAGAAGGAAAUUCCUGCAGUUUCAGAAAGAACAGAGAGAGGUUGAGUUGAGGCGCCUGGACGAUGAACUCCAGCGCAAAGCCUUGCAAAGGGACCAAGAGACAGAUGCAGCUAUACAGGAAGCUGAAGUGAAACAAAUGGAACUCCAGUUACAAAAAAAACUUUUUGAACAGGAACUGUACCGUGAGUUUGCCAUACAGUCACAAGCCCUGCGCAAUGACCAGGAUCUCCACAGAAAGCAAACAGAACUAGAAGAUAGACUGAGAGCUAAAGUUGAAGACACUGAAAGAAGUAGGGCAUUGGAGGCUCGUAAGAAAAUGGAGCAGAAAUUAGCAGUCACAGAACAACAAAACAUUGACAUGUGGGCCCGUAAGGAGCUGGACCACAAGCACAGGAUGGCAGACAUGGAUAAGGAGUCGGAUCUGGAUAAACUAACAAGCUUGACUGCAAAGAACCGAGAACUAGAGAAUGAAGUUUACGAACUAAUGAACAAUCUACACCGGCAAAAAAAAGUAGAGACAGCAUUGGGGUAUGAUGAGAUUGCACAAAAUAGAGUUCUUGGUGUUAGAAAUAAAGACAGAAGAAUGAAAUCUACUGAAGAAGAGCUCCUAAAGGGAAGGCAUCACACAUUAGAUUUGAUGGAAAAAGCAGAAGAUGACAGUGAUGAGCCUGUAAGUGAUGUCCUUUCAAGAGCUGAUACAUUUCCUGAUGAUUCAUCAGGAGACAUCUCUCGGGUAUCUUUUGAAAGAAAUCGUCGGGCCUUUGAUAAUCAGGAAAUCGCUCUUCUCAAUGAAGUUCGACUGAUGAGGCAAAGGCUAGCCACAGAAAGUAGAACUAAGAGACCUCCACCUCCAGUUGAACUGGGCUAAUAGAAUUUAUAAUUGUGUUUUUAUUUUCACAAUCACAGUUAUGACGUUUAGUUUUAUCUAUGUAGUCCUGAAACUAGUUUUACUUGCCCACAAUUGUGUAAGAUGAUGAUUUAGUAGUUCAUUAUUUUUAAAACCCUUGAUAGUUUUAAUCUAAUGGAUAUCAAAAUAAUUAUAAGUUAAGUUUUAGUUAUAAAUUGUAUCAAAUUAGUUAAGUUAUGCACUGUAUUUUAAAGUUAACCAACAUAAUGAUAUAUUGUGUACUUAAAAUGUAUAUACCAAACAUGCAAUGUAAAUAAAUUUAAACUUUUUGUAAACAUGAAUAAAAAAAUAAUUUAUUAAUCACUUUAAUGAU